Molecule: messenger RNA, 2699 nt
Organism: Phascolarctos cinereus (koala)
Lineage: Eukaryota; Metazoa; Chordata; Mammalia; Diprotodontia; Phascolarctidae
Gene: LBX2
Product: ladybird homeobox 2
Biological process (GO): regulation of transcription by RNA polymerase II
Cellular component (GO): nucleus
Molecular function (GO): sequence-specific double-stranded DNA binding; DNA-binding transcription factor activity, RNA polymerase II-specific
Source: RefSeq, a predicted model, not a curated record
CAAGGCCCUUUAAGGCAGGGCUAAGGCUCGGCUGGCGGGCGUAGUUGUGCACGGACUAAGCCACCCGAUUAAGGCAAAGAAGCAGCUUCAGGCUUGCCCAGCGCAGGCUUCUGGGCACAGACCGGGGCCCCGGGGGGCGGCACGGGGCGUUCCCGGGCCCCGGGGCCCGGAGCAUGAGCCGAUGCGCGGAGAAGGUGGGGGAGGAGGAGGAAGAGGCGGUGGCGCUGAGCUGGAGGCCCCGGCAGCCGGGACCCCUUGGCCCGGGGGCCCCGACAUGACCUCGGUCCAGGAGUCCAGGCCGCUUCCUGCCGCUUCCAAUAAACCGCCGACGCCCUUCAGCAUAGCUGACAUCCUGGGUCCACCAGCCCGCCCGGCCCCAGCCCCAGCCCCCACGCCCACCCGGGACCCUACUUCGCCUCUCUGCGCUCUAGAAGAAUUGGCCAGUAAGACCUUCCGCAGGCUCGACGGCAGUGUCUUGCAGGCGACCGAAGGUCAGGCGGCACUGGAUCUGCUCAGCCCCAGGCCUGUGACCCGCAGGCGUCGGAAGUCGCGUACUGCGUUCACCGCGCAGCAGGUGCUGGAGCUGGAGAGGCGCUUUGUCUUCCAGAAGUACCUGGCUCCAGCUGAGAGGGACGGGCUGGCAGCUCGGCUGGGCCUGGCCAAUGCCCAGGUCAUCACUUGGUUCCAAAACCGCCGAGCCAAGCUCAAGAGAGAUGUGGAGGAGAUGAAGGCGGACGUGGCCUCCUUGCGUUCCCUGCCUCCCGCAGCUCUCCGCCGGCUGAGCCUCUCUCUGCCAGAAUCAGGCUCCAGCCCUUCCGCCGACCCGGACCCCAGCCCUGACCCUGGGCCCGAGCUUUCAGACGAGGAGAUCCAGGUGGAUGAUUGAAGAAAAAGUCUGGUGCUGGCUCUUGAGACCCGCGGACUCUAUCGUCAGACUCUAUCAAGACCCUUUUACCCACUGGGCUAGCUCAGAGGGUCCAGGUCCUUAAUAGACUUCUACUGCCCAGUUUUCAAACAUUCCCACACCGUUCUCCUUCCAUUCAUUGUCCUUCACCCCAGCCUCUGUACUAUCCCCAUUCUCUGGGGUCUUUCUGUCCCAGACUAACUGGAUCACCCAACCUCUUUUAUUCCUAUUGUGGUUUUGAGUUGGGGUGGGCUUGGGGGGGAAGAGGAGAAGCAUGAUUCUGCAUGGUUCAUCCUGCCAUUCCCCAUUGUCCCUGGCUCUCUCAGUUGUUGCACAAGUCUCCCUACUCCCCCUUUUUCCAGUCCUAGGGACUUACUUAGAGGUCCUAGACACAUCUAUGAAGUUAGUUUCUUUACUCCCCACUCCUGUGCUUCUGGGAUGUCCUGGGUUUCUCCCUUUUUUUUUUUUUACCGAGGAGUAUCAGAUAGCGUUCCUCUUUAUCCCAACGGCCUCCCCCGGCCCUGCGUCGUCUAUUCGCCCUCAUUUUUUCUAUCCUAGUCAGAGACAGACUUUAUACGGCCCAGUCUCCCCAAUCCCCCCUGUUCUAGGCUGAGGGAUCCCUCUGGCGCCAGACUCUGUCACUCCCACCUGGACUCCCUCCUUCUGAACCCUAGUGCCCUCUGGCCCCUAUAGACUUCACCUAUCCUGUCCCCUCUCUUCCUUUUAAGGACCCCUUCUAGAGCACAUUUGGUUUUCUGCGGUUAUGUCCUAAUCAGAUCCUAGUCUAUAUUCCUGCCUCUGGGCCGGAGGCUUCUCCCAGCAAUGGCUGUUGCUCAGGGGAUGGACAGUGAGACAGGGUCAACUGAGUUUUCUCUGCCUACUAUAGAUAUCUGGCAGUUUGUAGCCCCUUCCCCACUUCCACUCCCACCCACCCACCCCACCACCUCAGUCAGUGUGAAUAAAGAGGAUCCAAUGAGACAUUUCGAACUUUCCCUCCUGCAAGGGGAGAGGGUGGAAGCAGGCCAUAGAUGCUGGCAGAUUGUGUGCGUUUGGGCAACCUUAGGAUCCUUACCGAUUGAAGGCCUGAAAUACAGGAGGGAUCUGUUCCCCAUUACCUCUACCCCAACUGUUUUUUGUGAUAUGGAGCUGACCUCAAAAACUGCUCUCCUCCCUUACCGUACAGGAGCCAAAGAUCGUAUGAGAUUGGACUGUCAAGCCUCCGUAUUGAACCUACUAGGCCUAGAGGGCAUCUCCCCGAAUUCCUUUCUACAAACACCUCCCUCUGCCUGUCCCUGCCAACCCCCAUCCAAGACUUUAUUAUUAAUGACAACCUUGACCUAGAUCCAACCCCCUGAGAGACGUGGGAUGAUAGAAACUAAGGAGAGAAGACAGAGGAAAGGGCCAAAUUACACAGUACUGGAGGUUACACCCCUGGUCACAGAGCAACUUGCAACACACUCGGCAACAGACACACAAGCAGUAACGUCCACACUGCCAGCAACUGAGGCAGUAACACACUCUAAUUCGGGGACAAUAAAGGGUGUUUGUGGGACACAUUACCACUACCGCUUAGCGUAACUCACCCAGCGACAUACACUAACUGGCCUGGCACAUAGUAGACGUCUUGUAAAAUGCUCAUGAAAGUGAACUUCAUACAGGAAGACAGUAACAUUGGACACACAACACACGACAAGACAGCAACAACGGACAUACAACAAUAUGUGACACAACCCCACAACACCCUCAGUAACGCGGCAUACUCACGCCGUCGUAACGCACUACAUCGCACAACACA